AUGGGCUGGGGGUGGUGUGGGGUUGAGUGGUGGGGUGGGGGGAGGGGGGGGCUGAGGGGGGGUGGUGUGGGGGGGGGCGUGGAGUGGGGGGGCGGUUGGAGUGCGUUGGGGGGGGUGUGGAGUUGUUUGUUGUGGGUGGGGUGGUGGUGGUGGUGGGUUGAGGGGGGGGGUUGGUUGGGGUGCGGGUGUGGGGUGGUGGCGGGUGUUGUGUGGGGGUGGGUGGUAGGGGGGGUUGUGGGGGUUGCGGCAGGGGGGGGGGGGGGGCGUGUGGGGUGGGGGGGGGUUGGGGGUGGGGUGGGUGUUUGGGGGUGUGUGGGUGUGAUGGUCGGUGGGGGUGGGGGUGGGGGGGGAGGUGUGGCAUGUGGGUGGGGGGGGGGGGGGGUGGGUCGUGGGCUGGGGUGGUCGGGGUGGUUGUGGGGGGGGUGUGGGGGUGGGGGGGGAGGGCGGGGGUGGGGGGAGGGGGGGGGGGCCGGGUGGGAGGGGGGGGGGUGGUUGGGGGGGGGGGGGGGGUGGUGGAUUGGUGGGGGGUGGGGGGGCGGGGGGGUGGGGUCGGGUGCGGGGCUGGACGGGGGGGUGGAGUGGGGUGGGGGGGGUGUACCGGUGGGGGGGGGGUGGGUGGUUGGUGGGGGGGUGGUGUUUGGGGUGGUUGAUGGGGGGAGUGGGGGGAGGGGGUGGGGUGGCCGGUGUGGGGGGGGGAAGGGGGUGGCGGGUAGGGGGGUGGGUGUGGGGCGCUUGUGGGUUGGGUGGUUGGUGUCGGGGUGUGCGUGUGGGGAGUGGGUGUGGGGGGUGGGGCGGGGGGAGAGUUGGGGUGUGAUGGGGGGUGGGGAGGUGGGGGGGGGAGGGGGUCAGUGGGGGGGUGGGGGUGGGUGUGGGAGUGGGGGGGGAUGCUGGGCGGUCGCGUGUGUGUGGGGGAGGUGGCGUGGGGGGUUGUGGGUGGUGGGGGGGGGCGGGGGCGGGUGGUGUGGGGCGGUGGCGUGGGGGUGUAGGGGGGGGGGGGGGGUGGUGGGUUGCGUGUGGUGGUACGACGUGGUUCGGUGGUGGGUGGUGCGGGGGGGGGGAUGCCUUAGGGGGGGAGGGGGGGAUGGGGGGAGUGGGGAGGGGGGGGUGACUUGGGGGGGGGGGAUGGUUUGGGGUGGGGUCGGGGGGGGGGGUGGUGGUGGGGUGGGUGGGAGGGUGUUGUUGGUGUGGGGGCGGGGGGGGGUUGGCGGUGGGGGCGGCAUGGAGGUGGGGGUGGGUGUUGGUGGGUAUGGGUUGGGGGGAUGUGGGGUGGGGGGGGGGGGGGUUGUGGGGGGUGGGGGUGGAUGCGGUGGGUGUGGGGGUGGGAUUGGGUGGUGGGUGGGGGGUUGGGGUUGGUGGGGGAGGGUUGGGGUGGAGGAUGGGGGGGGUGGGUGGGGCGGGUUGGGGGUUGUGGCGGUGGGUUGGGGUGGGGGGGGGGGUGGUGGGUGGAUGUUGAGUGGGCAAUGGGUGGGGGGUGGUCGUGGUGGGGGGGGUGGGGGGGGGGGGGGAGGUGGGGAUGGCGGAGGUGGGGGUGGGGGGGUGGGGUGUGGGUGGGGGGGGGCGGGGGGGGGUGGCGGGGGGGGUGUGUAUGUUGUGGUCUCUCGAGGUGUUGGGCGGGUGGGUGGGGGGUGGUGGUGGUUGCGGGGUGAAGGGGGGGCGUGGAGUGGGGGCGUGUGGGGGGGGGUGGGGAGGGGGGUCCGGGUUGGGGGGUGUGGGGGGGGUGGCGUGGGGGGGGGGGGGCGGAGGUGCGGUGGGAUGGUGUGGGGGUGGGGGGGUGGCUGGGACUGGUCGGUGGGUGGGGUGUGGGGGAUGGGGUUGGAGUAUGGUGGUGGGGUGGUGGGGGAGGUUGGGGUGGUGGGGUGUUGUGGUGGGUGGGUGGGUGUUGGGGGAGCUUGUGGGGGGGGGGGGCGUGGGGAGGGUGGGGGGGGGUAG
Knipowitschia caucasica is the source of this 1929-nucleotide messenger RNA. The record is from the annotation of a GenBank genome assembly. Lineage: Eukaryota; Metazoa; Chordata; Actinopteri; Gobiiformes; Gobiidae.